Messenger RNA from Acanthosepion pharaonis, 492 nucleotides. Lineage: Eukaryota; Metazoa; Mollusca; Cephalopoda; Sepiida; Sepiidae. The record is from the annotation of a GenBank genome assembly.
AUGUUCUUAUCUUUUUAUCUUCUUCCAUUCCUAUCUAUCUAUCUAUCUAUCUAUCUAUCUAUCUAUUUCAGCCUGUUUAUCAUCUAUCUCACACUAUUCACAUCUAUCUAUCCCUUUCUCUUUCUACUCUUUCUCUUUUUUGGCGGGGGGCGAUUUAACAUCUACCGCUUUUUUUAUUCUUAUCUAUAUGUUCGUAUUUUUUUAUCUUCUUCUAUUCCUAUCUAUCUAUCUAUCUAUUUAUCUAUCUAUCUAUCUAUUUCAGCCUCUUGCUUUCACAAUAUAUUUGUUUACAUCUAUCAAUUUCAACCUGUACAUGAUCAAUCUAUCUCACACUAUUCCCAUAUAACUGCCUAUUUCCCUUUGUUAACAUCUAUCUAUCUAUCUAUCUAUCUAUCUAUCUAUCUAUCUAUCUAUCUAUCUAUCUAUCUAUCUAUAACUCAUUUGUUCUAUCUGAUAGCUUUUCUUCUAGAAACUACAACAAAGGAUGAAUAA